AUGUGCUCCACUGGAGUCCUACUAGCUCGCGCAUGUGCUGUGCUCAUGUGUUUGGCAGUCGUGGCGCGAGCACCGCCGGCCAAGGUCCAUGCCGCGGGGACAGGGAAUGGGCACCUUGGUAUCCCUACCAAUGCCUCCCUGGCGCACUGUCCCUCCUACUGUGGGGAUGUCAAAAUCUCGUACCCCUUUGGGAUAGGACCGGGCUGCUUCCGGCAAGGCUUCGAGCUCACCUGCGACAACACAACUGGUUCUCCCAGGCUGUUCCUAGGAAACUCAACUCAGGUGACUUCUAUAUAUGUCGGCAGCAAUUAUGUUUUGGCUUCUGCUGUUGGGUACAAUAUCACCAUGGGCUUAGGUGUGGACACCUACACUCAAUCCUGGGAGGCCCCUACUGGUGUUGUUAUUGAUUAUGAAAACAGUAUAUAUGUAGUUGGAUGUGGUGUCGACAUCUACAUGUUCGGUGAUAAUACGACAGAUGCCAUUGGUUCUUGCAUGAGUAUUUGCACAGAUAACAGAGAGAUCAUGGAGAGGGCAAACAUGGGCUACGGUGCCUGUGAAGGGUUUGGCUGCUGCACCAUCUGGUGGGCAAACAUGGGCCGGCAAGCAUUUACUCUCAAGCUUGGCCACCGCAAUAGCACGAUUGCACUGUUAGAUGAGGCGCUCUCUAGUAUCAAGGUCAUCUUUUCGGAAUACUAUGACUUCGUUGUAGGUGAUCUUUAUGCAAGUUGGGUGAAUACAAGCAAUGUUCGACAUAUGUUACUUGACAUUGCAAUCACGGACCAACCAAGCUGCGCAAGUGCCCAAUCCCAAGAGAACAGGGAUACCUAUGCAUGUAAUAGUGAAAGCAUCUGCAAGGAUCUACCAGUAUCUCGAGGAGGCUACAAUUGCUUCUGCCCUGGUCAAAUGGGAGGCAACCCCUAUGUUGUAGAUGGCUGCAUAGAUUACAAUCCAAAGGCACCCAAUGACAACUGUACGAGAUUAUGUGGAAACAUAACCAUUCCAUUUCCUUUUGGGAUUGAAGAAGGCUGUUUCGCAAAUGAUAACCUACGACUCAACUGCACAAGUAACACCACUACUAUUCUAGAUCGACGGUACGCACAAUAUCGUGUGACCAAUUUAUCACUCGAUGAUGGGCUUAUGACGGUUACAAACAUGCUGAAUGACACAAGCUCCAACAAUAUGGAGAGAGUAGUCAUCACUAACUAUGAUGGUCAAUAUCAAAGUUUCCAUCCAACUUUUAGGGAGGUUGUGGACGAUAAUUUUGAUUUCUCUCAGGAGGAAGUAAUAUUGAUGAGUGCGCUAUUCCAAACAAAUGCAAUGGAAUAUGCCACAACUUUGAUGGAGGCUUCAAUUGUACAAGUUGCCGUCGUUGGAAACAGGAUUGCAAUUGGGCUUGCUUGUGGCCUUGGAUCCAUAAGUUUUGCACUUGGUGAGAUUGUACUCACCGUGGAGCAAACAGAGAUAGAUCAGUUUAUCAAUGAGGUUGCUAUUUUGUCUCAAAUCAUUCACCGCAAUGUGGUGAAACUUUUUGGGUGUUGCCUGGAAGAUGAGGUACCCUUGCUAGUCUAUGAAUUCAUAUCGAAUGGCACUCUUUAUGGUAUUCUUCAUGAAAAUAUUGCAGUAAAAUGCUUGCUAUCAUGGGAUGAUCGAAUUAGGAUUGCACUGGAAGCAGCAGGAGCACUUGCUUAUCUACACUCAGCUGCCGCAAUACCAAUUUUCCAUAGAGAUGUGAAGUCUUCCAAUAUACUCUUGGAUGACAACUUCACUGUAAAGGUUUCUGAUUUUGGUGCUUCAAGAUCUCUUUCACUUGAUGAAACACAUGUGGUGACAAUUGUCCAAGGAACAUUUGGUUACUUAGACCCAGAGUAUUAUCAUACAGGUCAACUAACUGAGAAGAGUGACGUGUAUAGUUUAGGAGUGAUACUUGUGGAACUUUUGACAAGAAAGAAGCCAAUUUUUAUCAAUGAAUCAGGCGCAAAACAAAGCUUAGCACAUUACUUCAUUGAAGGACUGCAGGAAGGGGCUCUCAUGGAAAUAAUAGAUUCUCAAGUUAUGGAAGAGGCAGACCAAGAAGAGAUUAAUGAUAUUGCCUCAGUUAUAGAAGCGUGCUUAAAAUCCAAAGGAGGGCAUAGACCAAGUAUGAAAGAAGUAGAUAUGAGAUUACAAUUUCUAAGAACAAAGAGGCUAAGGAAGAAAACACAUCUUUUAAUUGAAAAGGAUGGAGAAAUAGAACCUUUGUUACGCUCAGGAACUCAACACACACAUGAACACAUUGAUGUGCUUGUCAAUGAUACACAUUUAAUAGUUCCAAUGAUGUCUGGGUGCUACAGCUUGGAGCAAGAAUUUGCGGCAUCAUCUAGUAUGGCUCGUUAA
This is a messenger RNA of Miscanthus lutarioriparius, 2373 nucleotides long. The record is from the annotation of a GenBank genome assembly. Lineage: Eukaryota; Viridiplantae; Streptophyta; Magnoliopsida; Poales; Poaceae.